AUGCCAUCGAUUCAGACCUCAAGUCACAUACAUAAAAACAUCGACCGUGUCUGCGCAAAAAAUAAAGCUCAUGUGACACUAGCACCUGAAGUCACCCCAACUAUACUAACAGGUAAGCCUCACGAAGGCUUACGCAAAAGGGGGUGGAAUCCAGGGGCCAAUGGAGGUCCAUGGAGCGGGAGCGGACCUUGGAGUGGCAGCGGACCAUGGAGUGGAAGUGGACCAUGGCCGACGACUGGUACUUGGUCAGGCAAUUGGGGCCCGGGGGCAGGUCCUUUUGGAGGCAACUGGGGCCCUUGGGGUUCAACAGGACCCUGGACAAAUGGGCGAUGGACUUCAUGGUGGGGAACAGAAGCAUGUCCUGGUGCAACAUGGAGUGGCUGGACAAGUGGCCCUUGGUCGACCAAUGCACCGUGGACAAGCUGGUCGGCAUGCACUGCAACCACUACAGCAACCACCUCAUAUACCACCACAAUAGAGGGUGGCAGCGUCGUAACGGGCACAACAUUCGGAGUGAAAGUUGCAGAGGUUAGCGCCAAAAGUGCCGGAUCAAAGGCUCCCAACCCCAGUGUACUGAGCUUGAUGGCGUUUUGGCUAGGUUUUGGUGCUUUCUGCUGGUUUUGGUAA
Messenger RNA from Venustampulla echinocandica, 627 nucleotides. RefSeq lists its product as uncharacterized. Lineage: Eukaryota; Fungi; Ascomycota; Leotiomycetes; Helotiales; Pleuroascaceae. The record is from RefSeq and is a predicted model, not a curated record. The transcript is spliced from 4 exons. The coding region runs from base 1 to 627 and encodes 208 amino acids.